Siniperca chuatsi (mandarin fish) is the source of this 5445-nucleotide messenger RNA. RefSeq names its product solute carrier organic anion transporter family, member 2B1 (gene slco2b1). Gene Ontology annotation, biological process: sodium-independent organic anion transport; transmembrane transport; bile acid and bile salt transport. Gene Ontology annotation, cellular component: membrane. The record is from RefSeq and is a predicted model, not a curated record. Gene Ontology annotation, molecular function: protein binding; bile acid transmembrane transporter activity. The transcript has 16 exons. The coding region runs from base 306 to 2282 and encodes 658 amino acids. Lineage: Eukaryota; Metazoa; Chordata; Actinopteri; Centrarchiformes; Sinipercidae.
UUUCCGGAGGAAGUUUGACAACAAUGCUUCAUCCACAGAAGAAGAAGCAGACUUUUUGUAUUCCACAAAUGGUUUUCCAUCAGAUUUCAUCACUUCUUCUCAAGGUUUCUACAUCAACAGGAAAACAUUUUUUCUGUAGAGUUGGAGCACUGACAGCUGCUGAAAGGACUGGAUGGUUGAAUGACACACCACCAGAGAAAGUCAGAGCUGCAGCAAAGUGAAACGCAGAAACAGAAAAACCAAGGCGACCUACUACCUUCACAGUUUGUUCUGUUCUUCAGUCUCCGUGCAGUAAAAAUAAAAUCAUGGGGGCCAACAACCUCAACAUGAACUCUGACCCCGCUGGGUCACGACCCCCUGCCCGGCACCGGAGUCCCUUCAACAGCAUCAAGUUUUUUGUGUUUUGCCACAGUUUGCUGCAGCUGGCGCAGCUGUUGGUGUCGGGCUACAUGAAGAGCUCCAUCUCCACAAUCGAGCGGCGCUACGGCCUCUCCAGCCAGAAGUCGGGGAUCCUGGCCGCCUUCAACGAGGUGGGGAACACAAUCCUCAUUGUCUUUGUGAGUUUCUUUGGGAGUCGAGUCCACCGGCCGCGGUUAAUCGGAGGCGGAGCUCUGCUGGCCUGCCUGGCCUCGCUGCUGAUGGCGAUGCCGCACUUUGUGAGCGGACUGUACGACUACACCGACCGCAUCAGCUCCUCCAGUGAUAACAGCUCUGGACUCUGCCAAUCAGAGAGCACACUUAUCACCUCAUCCUCCAAUCAGAGCUGCAGCCAGCAUGAGAGCCCCGCCCAGCAGGUGGUGUACCCUCUGCUGCUGCUGGGUCAGCUGCUGCUGGGUAUCGGAGCCGUCCCCAUCCAGCCCUUCGGCAUCUCCUACAUCGAUGACUACGCCAGCAAGAAGAACUCACCGCUCUACCUCGGCAUCCUCCUCGCUGUGACCUCCAUCGGCCCGGCCUUUGGCUUCAUCACCGGCUCCUUAAUGCUGCGCUUUUAUGUUGACUUUGACAAGUUAUCCGAAGACCAAAUCAAGUUGAACCAUAAGGACCUGCGCUGGGUGGGAGCCUGGUGGCUCGGCUUCCUGGUGGCGUCCUGCCUCCUCUUCCUCACUGCGCUGCCUUACCUCUUCUUCCCCAGAAACAUGCCCAAAGAGGACGACGCAGACGAUGUCGAGUCCAGGCCGGACACUAAGCAGCAGCAGAUCGACCCGCUCCAGGAAGUGUCUCUCCUUCAGUUCCUCAAAAGUUUUCCUCGCAUCGCUCUGCGAACACUGCAGAGCCCCAUCUACCUGCUGGUGGUUCUGGCGCAGGUCAACCUGGCGGCGCUGCUGGCCGGCCUCGCCACCUUUAUGGCCAAGUUCAUUGAGAGACAGUUCAGCCAGACUGUCUCCCUUUCCACCAUGAUGAUAGGAGGAGUUUGCAUCCCACUGGCAGUGCUGGGCACCGUCCUGGGCGGAGCUCUGAUGCGGAGGUUGAAUAUUUCGGUCAGCGGUGCCAGCAAGUUGUGCUCCGCUGCCAUCCUGUUCUGCAUGUUCUCCUCCACGCCGCUGUUGCUCAUUGGCUGUCCCACCCAGAAGGUCGCUGGGGUCUUUCCUUACAGCCCUGAUGCGUUGUCGUGCAGCGAUGGCUGUCGGUGUCCUAACGAGGCAUUUAACCCGGUUUGUGGUUCGAACGGCGUGGAGUUCCAGUCUCCCUGCCACGCCGGCUGUAGUGCCGUAGAGACAGAUACCUCCAACAAAGCUAUAAACUACACUGAGUGUCGGUGUGUCGGCGGUCUCGGCUUCGCCUCUCCUGGGACCUGCGGCAGCGGAUGCUCCCACCUCCUCCUCCCCUUCGUUGCUCUGCUCGGCCUCACCAGCUUCGUCGCCUCCUUCUCACAGACCCCCUCCUACAUGAUGAUACUCAGGACGGUGCCCACAGAGGACAAGUCUUUUGCAGUGGGAGUUCAGUACAUGCUGUUCAGAGUGCUCGCGUUCAUGCCCGGCCCGGUGUUGUACGGCAGUGUCAUCGACACCACCUGCAUCCUGUGGGGUAAAAAGUGCGACAAGCAGACCUCCUGUCACUAUUACAACCUGGACGCCUUCAGACAGAGGUUUCUGGGUCUGCAGGUGGUUUUUGUGUGCGGGGGACUGCUCUGCUUCCUGUUGACCAUCGUGGUCCUGCGCAGGAGGGCCAGACGUCAGGAACCACAGCUGGAAAGUAAAGGAGGGUACGAGCUGGUGAAUGAGCAGAAAACCCAGGAGAACGCUUCGUCCAAAGAAAAAGAACUGAAGGGCAUCAAGACCUGAAAAAACACAACAAGCGGACGCAGGACAGAAAGACGCAGAGGCUGAAGGAGAAAAAGGAAGAGUUCAGAAAGUAGGCUAAGAUGGUCGGAAAGGAACAUGGAAGCUGCCACACUGCUGCGAGUCACUCAGUGUGUGCUGAGUGUUUCUCCUGCCUUCCAUGUAAAGGACCAGUCAGCCUGCAUAACAAGGCUAAGAUACUUUUUGAUAUCAUAUUUUAUUACAUCCAUACUUUAAAUGCUCUGCUAACAUUUCCAGUGUUGGAAGAAGUAUUUUUUAACUUAAAAAGUAGCAAUACCACAGUGUAGAAAUACUCCUAUUGGCUUCAAAUGGACUUAAAGUACCCAGUCCGUUUCAAAACAAUCAAUAUGAUAUAUAAUUGGAUUAUAUUUUUCAUGCAUUCUGGUGAAAGUAUUUUAAUUACUUUAUAUACUGCUAGGUAGCUUAAUCUAUAAUGAUCAUCACAAUAAUCAUCUUAAUACAUAACUUUGUUGAUUAUAAUUUGUGCUAAUAAUCUGAAUCUGCAAGUAACUAGUAACUAAAUCUGUCAGACAAAUGUAGAGGAGUAAAAAGUCCAAUAUUUGCCUCUAAAAGUGGUGGAGUAGAAGUAUAAAGUGGCAUAACAUAAGCUGAUCCAUAUAUUGUGACUUAUAUGAUGUAUACACUGUUUUUAUAUGAUGUAGUGAGCCCAACCAAAUGUUGAAUCUGGUGCUGACGUUUAAUAAGCUGCAGUUCCUUUAAUGACCACUAGGAUCCGCUCAAAGAAAACUCUGACUGUAUUGCAGUGAAUGUGAAAACUCCCAAUUAGCUGUGAAAUGCUAGCUGCUUGGCUCUAGAGAUAGCAAUGUCUGCCGCUACUUUGGUCCAGGCUGAAAUUUUAAACUAUUUUGAGAUUAUUAUUAUUAUUAUUACUUUGGUGAUCCUCUGAUUUGUCAUCUAGCGCCGUUCAUCAAUUGCAAUAGCUGGGUUUCAGCCUGUGCAGGGCAGUCGCUAUGCAUACUUAUAACACAAUAUGUAGAAUUCAAAUACUUUGCACUAAAAUGUCAAGAUUUGGGCCUGAAUCCAUCAGCAACACUACUAAAUACCCAUAUACAGUGGUUUUCAGCCGAAAAAAGUGGUUUAGGGGUUUAGCUACUCUUAGUCUGGGUUUGAUUACAUUAAAUGAUAGACUUUGGCUGGUGUUAGGCAUCCAUAUUUGUUUGGUUUUCGGGUAUUAUUAAGUGACGAGUCAGAUAUUUCUGCAGUUUGAGAAAAAUCUGAGUUUCCCAGUAGUAAUUACGAUUUGGAUGUCGACAUGAUCUCUAUUUACAAGUCGGAAACUCAUAAUUACUCAGAUUUAAUAAGACUGUGGCAUAAAUACAGCCUCACAGAGCCACUAGCAUGACUGUAGACUCUUGCGACCUUCUCUUACGUCCUUAAUUACACCUAGCUUUAGCUUCUUUUUGCUCAAAUUAAGGCUUUCUGGCUCCAGUAGUUUCCAGGCUCAGGGACAGCUCUGAGCUGUGAGGUGAUUUUGGUGUCGUGGCCACAGUCGGUACUGCAGGUCACAUGACUCACACACUUGCUAACUGGACAAUCAUUGAAUAAGAAAUGGCUAUAAAAAGCAUGGAUACAUUUUUAUGAGCAUCAAAAUUACUCUGAAAUGGUAUUGAGCCAUCAAAAGGUCUUGGGGUGCCCUGGUGGCCGAGGGAUUAAAGGGACAGUUCACCCCAAAAUCAAUUCCUCUCACCUGUAGAGCUGUUUAUCCAUCUAGAUAGUUUUGGUGUGAGUUGCUGAGUUUUGGAGAUAUUGGCUGUAGAGAUGUCUGCAUUUUUUUUUUAUGAUGGGACUAUAUGGCACUCGGCUUUUACUCAUGAUUCGUACAUUUGAAAAACUCAACAGCAACGUCUCUUUCCAGAAAUCAUGACCCGGUUAAUCAAGAUAAUCCACAGAUUAGUUGUGAGCAGUCUUUCUACCAAUAGUUCCUACAUGAAACAACAAAUCUGUGGAUUAUCUUGAUUAACAGGAUUAUGCCCUAAAAAUAAAAAUAAAAAGGUCUGUAAAGAGCUGUAACCCUAAACACCAAAGUAUCCAGAUGUCUUAAUACAGCCAUGAGAGCUUUGGAAAGCCGUGGGAGAUGUCACAGACACUACAUCCAUGUUUUUCUGAGAUUGAAGAGCAAACUGAACGUGUUGACAUUUUAAUAGUCAUAUGACUCGGCUGGCAUCUGGCCAUCAUGUUGGUUCUUUGAAUUCAUUUAAAUGUCAAUAAAAAAAUAUCUGACGUGUUUUGAUUUGGGGUUUUGUUUUUAAUUAGACGAUACAAAAACCCACAAACAUUAAUCUCAGUACGUAACUGUAACUCUUAUGUUUCUUCAUUACCUCCUCUGCAGUGAUGAGACUUUACAAUCACAUGUAUUUUUUUAAGCAAAGAAAAUGUAUAAAAGCAAUUUUUUAUAGAUUCUUUUCAUCAAAUGAGUUAUUUGAUAUUUCUUUAUACUGAUGGACUGCAGCUUUAACUCAGAUCGAACAGUCUGGACCUUUUCACUGAGGUAAAAGUUUUGUUUUUGCUGUCGUCUGUAGCAUCUUUGUGUUCUCACUUUGAUCAAAAUACUGUAUAUAUUCUUGAGUUUUUUGUUAAAUGUUUUUGUUCCUUUGUUUUGUACAUUCUCCAUUAUUUUUUAGUUUUUUCUUUGUUAAUAUACUUUGACAUAUGAUGGUGUUGACUAUGUUUCAGUGUUGAAUGAAACUUUCUAAAAGGCCACUGUGCAGUACCAAGGGAACAGCUCAACCCCGGAGUUCAGAAAGACCUAUAUUACACACAUAUAUUACAACAUAUAUUGUAUAAAAAAAUGCAUCUUUGGUCCUUCGGUGGUCCAAGUGAUGCUAUUUAAAAGUGUAUUUGUAUUAUAAAGCGUAAACCCUCUGUGUAUUUGCAUUUGCAUAAUUCUACUGUUUUAGUUAGGCUCAAGUUAGCAAACUGGCUAACUAAAAUUAUUAGCUAACUAAGAUUUUCUGCCUUAUUCACUGGACUGUAGUCUAAUGUCAAAAGCGUCUGCGGUUCUGGUUGUCUUGCUUCACCUUCUGAUGUGAAAUUCUCUAUUGUUAUUCCUACGUUUGAUAAAUGUUUAUAAAUCUAAAACUCUGAGUGAAUUUUAAGAAAUUUAAUAAAUCUCUGAUAUAAAUCA